Cavenderia fasciculata is the source of this 153-nucleotide messenger RNA. RefSeq lists its product as uncharacterized. The record is from RefSeq and is a predicted model, not a curated record. Lineage: Eukaryota; Evosea; Eumycetozoa; Acytosteliales; Cavenderiaceae. The transcript has a single exon. Bases 1 to 153 code for a protein of 50 amino acids.
AUGGCAAAUGUUUGGUUGGUUCGACAAUGGUUAGAAUUAGACCGUCCAACAAUGAAGCAAGUGGUUAAAAGGAAAGAGAUGGCUGGUGCAUUGAAAACAAAAGAUAAUCAAAAGAAAUGGUGUAAAAAGAGGAGCAAUGAUAGUGAUUUUUAA